Messenger RNA from Fimicolochytrium jonesii, 3428 nucleotides. RefSeq lists its product as uncharacterized. Lineage: Eukaryota; Fungi; Chytridiomycota; Chytridiomycetes; Spizellomycetales; Powellomycetaceae. The transcript has a single exon. Gene Ontology annotation, molecular function: protein binding. The coding region runs from base 89 to 3223 and encodes 1044 amino acids. The record is from RefSeq and is a predicted model, not a curated record.
ACGGCUGUUUACAAUUCGUCGACUUUGCUGAACGCACAUUACCUUACGGAGCUCAGCACAUGCCACCACAGUGUCGCUCCCUCUGUUCAUGAGUGGUUCAGCAGCAGGGCUCACACUGAUAUCGAAGCGUGGAACCGGACGCUCCUACGUGAUAUCGAGACUAUUACAGGCAUUUCAGCUGCACAGCAACCUCGGAAACGGUUAUCACAAGUCCUCUCGAGUUUUACGCCAUUAUGUGCCUUUGGUCGGCCUCGCCCGUGGCAAUCUCUGUCGGCAGCAGAUUAGGCUGGCGAGUAGUGGACGGCGGGGUACGGAGGAGGAGGAAGAAGUGAAAGGCACGACUUCGAAAAACGAUACCAUGUCGCCCAUGGAUGGGAAACACGAUCCACGGGAAACCUCAUCCAGUCAAUCAGCCGAGGAGAUAGCGGCAAAAAAUGGGCGAAAGAGAUUUUUAUGGGAUCUCCAGACCUUAAAACGGACGACUGCGUACAAGCUGUCGCAACAGGUGUCGAAGGCGCAGACACAGGAACUGUUCAGCGCAUAUCACAAGUUGAAGGCGGACGGCGAUUUCGAGCGCCACGGACCUUGGCGAGGCAUAUUGACAGCGAAGCACUACCGUACACUCCUGCGAAUGUUGGCCGCAUACCCGGAGAUCAUCCCCCCACGAGAGCUGACCGCAAUCUUGUUGAUCAUGGUCAAGCAGGGCUUGCCCAUAUUUUCCUCCGAUUGGGCUUUGCUGCUCACCGCGUACGCAAAAAUAGGACAGGUCGCGGAAGCACAGACCAUAUUCGAUCAAUUGGAUGAGAACCAAAUCGACACGUUGUGCUUCAAUGCCAUGAUCGAGGGACACACCAGUGCCGGAAACUUUGAGAUUGCCGAGAUGAUUUACAAAAGGUUGAGCGAGUCGGGACAUCCGAUUACGACUAACACAACCUUAUGCAUGAUCAAACUUCAUCUGGUCUCCCAAAAUUUGGAGGCCGCUAAAGUACACUGGGACCAGUUGCGCGAAUCACUCACGGAUCGCUCGUCGAAAAAUUUCGGCAACGAUAUAUUCACGUCCACCCGAGGCCUAGUUCGAACGUACACGGCAAUCAUUCGUUGGGCGUGUGCGAGAGAUGCGGUGUCUCUCGGUCUUGAGUUCCUCAACACGAUGAUUUCCAGCAAAGUUCGCCCAACGCCGCAGAUUUUCACCUGGUUGCUCGUCGGUUUCGCGACGAUGCGAGCCAAAUCCGCCGUCAAAUCCGCCGAUGAGCUCCAUCGUCGCUUUCUCUUUCUUGAACUGACUCCGAACAUCCGCUACCUGUCGGCCUUGAUCAACGUCCAUGCACUUCGCGGUAACAUGUCCAGAAUUGGGGUGCUACUGGAAGAGAUGGCAGCCGUCGGAAUACAACCGGAUGUGCCCCUGUACAAUAUCUUGAUACAAGCUUAUGGGAAGCAGGGGAAUUUCGCGAGCGCGCAUCAAUGUUACGAAAGUAUGAUAAGCAGCAACUUGGUUCCGGAUCGCUGGACUUUCUCCACACUCAUCAGCAUGCAUGCCGACAAAGGCGAUACGGAGAGCGCCAGGCAUUGGUUCGACCUGUCGCAGAAGUCCCUUGGACAGACGCGCCCGAGAGUAAAGGCACCGCAAGAUACCGUUAUGUACACUGCCUUGCUGAUGGCAUUCGGCCAAGCCGGGGAUCUGGACUCCGCGCAUGAAGUCCUAGCUGAGAUGCGGUCAAGAGGAUUGACACCCACCGCGGUCACAUAUGCGAUCUUAAUCAAGACGACGCUGCAGGCGGGACAGUUCACGGGAGCUACAGAAUGGUUCCGAGCGAUGGAAAAGGACUCUGUGGAGCCGAAUGCACACAUCUACGGGCUGUUUGUCACUGGCUGUUUAGAGAACAAGCGAUGGCAGCAGGCUUAUAGGUGGACGAAGCAGUUUAGCGAGACAAAUCUACCAUUGGAUAGUCGGACGGCGGCCGUCUUGCUUCGGGCCACUAUGCGAUUUAAGGAACUUGAUGCUGCGGUUCGCUUGAGGAAAGCGACCUCGGAGCAGCAUGUUCAGGUGGAUCCGGCGGUGCUUGGCAGUAUGACGAUCAAGUUUGCCCAUGUGUGCAUGAAUGAGAUCGAAGCGCGCGCGGCCGGGAAAACGAUGAUCACUAAAGAUGAUUACGAUCAACGGAGAGGACCCGCACUCGUCAAAGUUGAGCGGGAACACCUCGUGGAGGAUCCGAAAUAUCAUGACGACCUCAUACUCCUCUUCAAGGAUUACCAAGCAGCUGCAAAGAAAAACCAUGAAGUAUCUAACACCAACGUAUAUGCGGCCGUCAUCGAUUACCUCACCCUACGCGGCCUGAUGGGCCAAGCAAAAGCCGUCUUCCUCGACAUGAUCAAAAACGCAUGUCGGAUGCGUCUCGGGCCCGUACAUGUCGGAUCCUACGUGUGCGCGCGAAUCGCGAGGCGCUUGGCCCCAUCCGAUUGGACGCUUGUCGGACGCUGGACAUCGGAGGUGAUGCUCUGGAUGGACCGGCAGAUCCAUGCCCAUCAAUCCCGGACGAGAGCAGAGAAGGAGAAUCGGACAGAGUCGCUGGAAAAGGAUGCGGUGUUCAAACAGCAACAAACGGGCGUGAAAUUCAACCACGAGGAGAUUAUGAGGAUGCUGCUGGCGUGUGAGGUGUUUAUGUAUGGGCGGUAUGGGAUGCGGGAUGUGACUGUGGUAUUGUUAAGGGAUCCGCGGUAUGCCGACGCUUGGCGGGUUGUUGAUCGAGCUGCGGCAAGGGUUAAUCUGGAUAAUGAGAAUAGGGUGAGCGAGGCGGGGGUUGCGGCGUAUUGGGAGGCUGUUUGCGUUUUGCGGAGUGCUGGGUUGCGACAGAGGAUGUUCGGAGAGGCGGCGGUACCGACGAUUGAUGAAGUCGACGAGGGGGUGAGGGAUGGGGCGACGAAGGAGAUGACCGAGGAGGCAUCCGUGAAUCCCGACAGUGAAUUGAGUCCCACGCAGGCGACCGAUUCCGAAGAGGCCCUAUCGGCUAUUGACCCUGCGACGCCAACGGCACCAACCCUAGAUGAAAAACUGCCCAUCAUCGAUCCCGGCUUCUCUCGCUUCUGCGGCGCCUUACUACGCCACUGCGAACUCCAUCAGCUGUGGAUUCUGAGGCGGAAGGUCAUAAUGUGGCUCGAGGCGCACGGCGUAGAAAUCAGAACCCAACUCCCGGGGGGAGGGUUGUACCGGCCGAUACGUAAAUGACGCUGUACACAACAAAUGGCGAUGGUGGUGGUGUAUGAUAGAGAUAGAGUGAUGACGGAUUUUGGUAUUUGAGAAGUAGCACAAUAGAGGCCUCAGGCGACCUUACAUGCUUGAUAUUUACUACAAGUUGCCAUCAUCGGCGAUGCCUCCGGCAGAUGUACAAUGAUGUGGAUGGCAGAUAACCAGCACGGAAAAUGGGAUGGGG